Messenger RNA from Myotis brandtii (Brandt's bat), 162 nucleotides. Its product is annotated as thymosin beta-4. The record is from RefSeq and is a predicted model, not a curated record. The transcript has a single exon. NCBI's taxonomy places the organism in Eukaryota, Metazoa, Chordata, Mammalia, Chiroptera, Vespertilionidae. Gene Ontology annotation, cellular component: cytoplasm. Gene Ontology annotation, molecular function: actin monomer binding. Gene Ontology annotation, biological process: actin filament organization; regulation of cell migration. The coding region runs from base 34 to 144 and encodes 36 amino acids.
CCUCGCUUUGUAUCUGCAGCUUCCUCUGCAACCAUGUCUGAUAAACCCGAUAUGGCUGAGAUUGAGAAAUUCGAUAAGUCGAAACUGAAGAAGACAGAAACGCAAGAGAAAAAUCCACUGCCUUCAAAAGAAACGAUUGAAUAAGAGAAGCAAGCAGGCGAA